This is a messenger RNA of Lycium ferocissimum, 1818 nucleotides long. Its product is annotated as putative late blight resistance protein homolog R1A-10. Gene Ontology annotation, biological process: defense response to other organism. The transcript has 2 exons. Lineage: Eukaryota; Viridiplantae; Streptophyta; Magnoliopsida; Solanales; Solanaceae. Gene Ontology annotation, molecular function: ADP binding. The coding region runs from base 1 to 1818 and encodes 605 amino acids. The record is from RefSeq and is a predicted model, not a curated record.
AUGGCUGCUUAUGCUGCUGUAACUUCUCUAAUGGGAACAAUACACCUGAUUUCACAAUCCAACUCAUUACACCUUGAAAAGGACCACAAAGAACAUUUGGAAUCACUCUACGAGAAGGUCAGCUCUGUGCUAGAGUUUCUUGACAAUUCUGAUGAUGAACCAAUGAAGGCUUUGCAAGAAAAGGUAGAAGAUUUAGCAAAUGAAGUAGAACACGAAGUCGAAUCUCAAGUAUUACUGGUUAUGGAGAAGGAUGAACAGGUUCGAACAGAGGCAAAUGAGAGGCUUCUUAAGAUCUUGCGACAAGCUAUACAAGACAUGGAUUCUGUGAAGAAAGAGUUCAUCAAGCUGCAGAGGAGGAAUAACAAUUUGCUAGCUGGAAAUCGUUCGCUUUCACCACGAUUGCAUGUUUCAACCCUUGAGAAGGACAUGGUGGGGCACAGCAAUGAACGAAAGCACAUGCUAGAUCUACUUACCGGACGCUCAUCUCAACUGCAAGUCAUCUCUAUUGUUGGAAUGGGCGGCAUAGGUAAGUCAACUUUUGCCAAAAAUAUGUUUUCUGAUUCCUCAAUUGUGGGCUUUUUUGAUGUUCGUGGAUGGAUUACUGUGUCCAAGGACUAUAGUAUAAGAAAGAUGCUUCUAUCCUUCCUUCAAGAGGCUAUUGGCGUGAAUGAAGAGCUUGAUGAGAAAGAAGAUGGAGAACUAGCUGAUUGCUUGCAGAAAAGUUUAAAGAGAAGAAGGUAUUUGAUUGUUGUGGAUGACAUAUGGAGCAGCGAUGCCUGGGAUGAUAUUAAACUAUGGUUUCCAGAUGACAGUAAUGGAAGUCGAAUAUUGUUGACUACUCGGGACAUUAACGUUGCUCAAUACGCUAGCUCUCCCGAGGGACUUUUUCCAAUGCGUUUCCUAGAGCCAGAGGAAAGUUGGAAUUUGUUUUGCCAAAAGGCGUUCGGCAAAAUAUAUUGUCCAGCUGAAUUUGAGAGUGUCGGAAGGGAGGUUGUAGAAAAUUGCAAAGGAUUACCACUGAUGAUUUCGGUGGUUGCGGGGUCUCUUUCUAGGAAGAGGACGCUGCACGAGUGGGAUGAAGUAGCUCAAAGUGUAAGCUCAUUAGUAGACGUUGAUGAUUAUCAACGUUGCUCAGGAGUGCUCGCUUUGAGCUACAAGCAUCUUCCUUCACACUUGAAAGCUUGCUUUCUGUAUUUUGGAGUUUUCAAAAAAGCUAGUGAAAUUGCUGUGGAAAAGUUGAUUCUAUUGUGGAUGGCAGAAGGACUCUUUGAGCUGAGGGGGAUUGGGGAGUGGGAAAAAGUGGCUGCUAAAAUCCUAUAUGAUCUUAUUGGUAAAAGUCUAAUUGUUGUUAGCAAGCAUAGUUUGGAUGGAAAUAUCAAGACAUGUAGGAUUCAUGAUCUUCUCCAUGAUUUAUGCUUGAGAGAAGCUGAAAGCGAGAAUCUUUUGUACGUUCCAGAUUCCUACAUUUCUGACCCCGAAAGUGUUAUUCAACAUCGUCGGUGGGUUUCAUUUCAUUUAGAGGAAGAUUGUUUUUUUGACUCUCUUACUUACAGUAAAACACGUUCUGUUUUUCUUUCGGGUAUAGAGUUGGGCAGUACUAUUGAUUUAGGACUAGACCAUUUCAAACUUCUUAGAGUAUUGGACUUGGGGCGAUUGCGCCGGAGUAGUCUCCCUGAGGGAUUAUCUUACCUGGUUUCCUUGAGAUAUUUGGCUAUGUGGAAUUUGAACACGACUAAAUAUCUACCAGUUUAUAAGCUUCAAAAUUUACAAACUUUUAUUAUGCGUGAAAGAAAAACAACAAUAAAACCCGGUUUUUGA